Ostrea edulis (European flat oyster) is the source of this 3351-nucleotide messenger RNA. Its product is annotated as lysosomal aspartic protease-like. Gene Ontology annotation, molecular function: aspartic-type endopeptidase activity. The transcript is spliced from 9 exons. Lineage: Eukaryota; Metazoa; Mollusca; Bivalvia; Ostreida; Ostreidae. The coding region runs from base 176 to 1354 and encodes 392 amino acids. Gene Ontology annotation, biological process: proteolysis. The record is from RefSeq and is a predicted model, not a curated record.
ACUUUCUGCCGGUUCCGGAAAAGGACGAGCGCGUGAUCCGAUUGGUAGGGAAGUGCACAUGGUGAAUCACGUGGUACAUCAUAUGACUAUAUCCGUGUGACUUUAUAUUGUAGAGCAUUGUACUUGCAUUACAACUUGUAGGGAUAAUUUUAGUGUCCCACCAAUACUUAGCAAGAUGAGGUCGGUUUUGAUUAUCCCCUGUCUACUUUUCAUCACAGCAUGUGCCUCUGCAUUUCAAAGAAUUAAACUACAUAAGGUUGAUAAAACAGUUCGACAGACUCUACUGGAGAAAGGAACCACAUCAGAUUACGUGAAAAGGAUAUAUAGUCGCUAUCAGACAGGCCCUGAACCUGAACCUCUGUCAAAUUAUAUGGAUGCUCAAUACUAUGGUGUGAUUGAAAUUGGAACACCACCUCAAGAAUUCAAAGUGAUCUUUGACACCGGUUCAUCAAAUCUCUGGGUUCCAUCAAAGAAAUGCAAACUGUCUGAUAUUGCUUGUUUGUUACAUAGUAAAUACGAUAGCACAAAGUCAUCCACCUACAAAGCUAAUGGAACAUCAUUUGAGAUUCGAUAUGGAACUGGAAGCUUGAAGGGAUUUCUCAGCACUGACACUGUUACGAUUGGAAACAUCAAAGUACAGGGUCAGACAUUUGCUGAGGCAACAGAACAGCCGGGUAUCACAUUUGUGGCAGCCAAGUUUGACGGGAUUCUGGGAAUGGGCUUCCCUGAAAUCUCUGUUGACCAUGUGGUACCAGUCUUCAAUAACAUGGUCACUCAAAAGCUAGUUCCAUCACCUGUUUUCUCCUUUUACUUGGACAGAAAUCCUAGUGGUAAAGAGGGAGGAGAGCUGAUUUUGGGAGGCAGUGACCCCAAAUUCUACUCUGGUAACUUCACGUAUGUAAAUGUGACUAGAGAUGGGUACUGGCAGUUCAAUAUGGAUGGAGUUAAAGUCAAUGGUAAGGAGUCUAAAUAUUGCUCUGGUGGAUGCAAAGCUAUCGCUGAUACCGGCACCUCUCUCCUGGCGGGACCCUCCUCAGAAAUCAAGUCCCUCAAUGAAAUGAUUGGAGCUAAACCAUUUGCAGCAGGAGAGUACACAGUUGACUGCGCAAGCAUUCCAAAGUUGCCACCAGUAAGCUUCACAUUAAAUGGAAAAGAUUUCACUCUCCAAGGCAAAGACUAUAUAUUGACUGUAUCUGAAAUGGGUCAAUCAAUUUGCCUCAGUGGAUUUAUAGGUUUGGACAUUCCGGCUCCAGCUGGUCCACUAUGGAUCCUUGGCGAUGUUUUCAUCGGUGCUUACUACACAGAAUUUGACAUGGGCAAAAACCGAGUUGGCUUUGCCAGAACCCGUAACUAAAUUGCAGUUUGUUUUGUGUAGAGUUGUCACAAACCAACUCCGUUGUUGCAGUUUGAAGUUGUGGAACAGAUCUUGAUAAACAGUUAUGAAUUGAAAUGCUAGCUGGGCUAACAUUGUAUUUCUUGAAUCUCUCAUUUCUUAUUAUUUGAAAUUUGCCCCACCCCCUCCCCACCCCCACCCAAAAAAAACCCAACCCAUAAAAAAAAAAUCAAGUGAAGUCAGAUAUUUAAAUAUCAAAUUAUUGAUGUCUCUGUAGAAAUAUGCAAGGAUCUGUUGGCAAAAUGAAAACAGAUGGUGAAUGAGCUUACAUUCCAAUUGAUACAUACAAUGUAUGGCAAAAUAUAAAAAUCGGACAACGAUUGUAGAUAUCCGUACCCUUGAUUUACGUUUCAUUACAUACAUGAAUUUAGUUCUGUUGCACAUGUGUGCAUUAAUGAACAUUUUAACAGUAUAGACUACUUAUCUCUUUUUCACCAUCUGCUUUUAACAGCUUUCUGUACUAACAGAACUUUUUUCUGCUUUAUAUAGAAGUGCCUAUAGAUUUGGUGUUUGGGGUAGACUGUGCUGCACCGGAAAUCAUGCUGUACUCUCUCCACAUUUAAUAGUCGAUAGUUUCCUAAUUUUUUAUUUGAUUUACUUUUACAGUGCAUGCAACUUUGCGUCCUUUCAGGCAUUAAAGUGAAAUAUUAAAAUGCACAUUGACUUCAGAGUUUGAAAGUCAAAUUAAAACCAAAAUUUAUCAUAAAUAUUGGUUAUUGUCUCAAAGUUUGCAAAGCCACUUCAUGUUUAUGGUUUCAGUUUAUUUAUUUACUAUUAACAAAGGGUACUUUAUGCCUCCUCCUUUCUAUCUAUCUUUCUCUCUCUCACAGGAGUUAAAGACACUUUUGAUGGUUUUGAAUGCAUUUACAUUCAGGUGCAAUCUAAUUGAAAUUAUGUAUAAGAUCCCUCAGUUAUGCGAGCAGAUCUAACAUCUAAUUUGAAUUGGAUUGAUACAGGAAAGUAUGCUUGGAGGCAUUGGGAGUACGUUUUAUAAAGUAUAAAAUUGAGGCACUUCAUGCAUAUCUCUGUUAUUGUAUGCUUCCAUUAACUUCUAUGAUUUCAUCUCGUUGUGUACUUAAUUCGGUGUAGGUUGCUUUUUAUCUUAGUACCACACAUGCUAUUUUGAUUAUAACUAAGCAAAUAACAAAUGAUAUCCAUACCGGAUUAACAUACCUGUGAUGAAAUCCACCCAUCCUCUGAAAUUAAUUCCUCUUUGAUAUUUAAGCGUAUUGUACAUUUAUGUAAAUAUAGUAUCAUAUAAUCAUGUACAUAUAUGCUCAAUGCAGUAGCUUUAGAAAGGAUAUGACAAUUUCUCGAGAGUUUUAGAGAAACAUGUUCAAUAGUUUUUUAUUCUAUGUACAGUAUCACUGUUAAAAUUGUCCUUUUCCCUAUCAAAUUGGUUGUUCUUUAUGAAACUCUCUGGAAAUCAUAUCUUACCGCAUAUUAUGCAUUUGAGUAAAAAAUGUAGUUGUAGUACUAAGUACUAGUUAAUCAAGCUUUGCAUUUGCUGAAUGUAGUGAGUGAAAUUUAGCAUGACGAUGAUCUGCACGGUUAUAUUUUUGUGUUUUAUGUGGAAUAUGAUAUGCUUUAUGCACCUUGUUACUAUAAUCAUAGAAACUCUGCUUAUAGCAUCUCUUCUAACCUGACUUCACUCAUUAACUAGGUCUCACAACAAGGCCAGACUAUUUGUUUGAGCGGUUUCAUUGGUCUUGACGUGCCACCUCCCGCGGGUCCCCUGUGGAUUCUGGGUGAUGUUUUCAUUGGUCGAUUUUACACCGAGUUCGAUCUAGGAAACAACAAAGUUGGCUUUGCCGAUGUUGUCAGCCCAUGAGAAGCAGAAAUAUACCACGGGUAUAGGAGAUUGAAAUUAGAAUACAAUUGAGUUGUUUAAUUAAUGCAAUCUGUCAGGUGUGUUAUGUUAUAAAACAGUGCAAUAAAGCUGUUUCAAUUUUUGAAAA